UCGGACUCAAGCUGCAGCUCCUGUUCCUCUCUGUCUGAAUAAAGAUAGAGCUUUACCCAGACUGCACAUUCCUUCCUCUGUCCCAGAUCUAGCACAGUAGCGCCUCGACAAACGAACAAACCCGUUCACGUACAAAUCGGUUUACGAACAGGAUUGUACGAAAAUUUUGCUUCAACGUACAUACGAAAUUCAAGAUACGAACAGAAAAGCUCUCGGGCCCCGCGUGAUCUCAUUCAGUUCGUCUUUGGCGUGUGCGCUGUGAACAGCCGUCCAACCAUUCUUACGCUAUCCGAACAAUGGGAAAAGGACUCAGCAGCGAUCCAGAGUAUUUGAAAAUCUGAAGACUGAAGUUUCAAAAUCAACGGAUAAAGGGCUUAUGCCCGCAACAUUGACUCUCCUGCUCCUCGGACGCUGCCUGACCUGCUGCGCUUUUCCAGCGCCACAUUUUUUGACUGACUGUCCAGCGUCAGCAGUCCUCACUUUGAUGUCAAUGUCUGACAGUCACUCAAUCCAUCGGGACAGCAGCUGUUUUUGACUGUGAUUUCUGUGAGAGGGAUCAACGCUUUUUGGUUCCUGUUUGAGGACAUUUUCAGCAUCAGUGGGACUGGACGAGAGACCCCACUGUUGGAGCGCACUGUGUGUGGAGCCUGAAACAGUUAUACGGCCUGGGAAGGGGAUUUCACGGCAGGGAGGGGUUCUACACGUGUUUGUGUGCAGCUGAAGCUGUGGCCAUGGAGAAAUCUGAGGAAUCCUGCCGCGUGGAGAAACCGUGGAAGUGUGGGGACUGUGGGAAAGGCUUCCGUUUCCUGUCUGCCCUGGAGAUUCAUCGGCGCAGUCACACCGGGGAGAGGCCAUUCCCCUGCACUGACUGCGGGGAGGCCUUCAGGUAUUCCUCCCACCUGCUGGCCCACCAGCGGGGCCACAUGGGGGAGAGGCUCUUCAGUUGCCCUGAGUGCGGGAAGGCCUUCAGCAAUUCCUCCGCCCUGCUGACCCACCGGCAUGUCCACACGGGGGAGAGGCCAUUCACCUGCUCUCAGUGCGGGAAGGGCUUCACCUGUUCCUCCAACCUCCUGACCCACCAGCGGGUCCACACUGGGGAGAGGCCCUUCAGCUGCCCAGAGUGCGGAAAGGCCUUUACCCAGGCCUCCAUCCUGCUGAGGCACCAGCUUGUCCACACCGGGGAAAGGCCCUUCAGCUGCCCUGAGUGUAGGAAGGCCUUCAGCGAUUCCACCACCCUGCGGAGUCACCGUCACGUCCACACCGGGGAGAGGCCGUUCACCUGCUCUCAGUGUGGGAAGGGCUUCAUCUGCUCCUCCAACCUGCGGAGACACCAGCGUGUCCACACGGGGGAGAGACCGUACACCUGCCCUCAGUGCGGGAAGGGCCUCACCUGCUCCUCCAACCUGCGGAGACACCAGCGGAUCCACACGGGGAGAGGCUGUUCACCUGCUCUCAGUGCGGGAAGGGCUUCAGGAUCUGAAGAAUGAAGUUUCAAAAUCAACAGAUGAAGGCCUAAUGCCCAAAACGUUGACUCUCCUGCUCCUCGGAUGCUGCCUGACCUGCUGUGCUUUUCCAGCACUGCACUAACUGACUCUCCAGCAUCUGCAGUCCUUACUUUGACGUCCAUGUCUGACAAUCAUUCAAUCCAUCAGAACCGCAACAGUUUUCAACUAUGAUUCUGUGAGAAGGAGCAAAGCUUUUUGGUUCCUAUUUGGGUACGUUUUCAGCAUCAGUGGGACUGGAUGAGAGACCCUACCGUUGCAGUGCACUGAGUGAGGAGCGUGUAACAGCUAUACGGUUUGGAAAGAGGAAUUCACGGUGGAGAGAAGCUCCACAUGCGUUUGUGUGGCGCUGAAGCUUCGGCCAUGGAGAAACCCGGGGAAUCCCGGCCUGUGGAGAAACCAUGGAAGUGUGGCGACUGUGGGAAAGGCUUGUUUCCCGUAUGCCCUGGCGACUCAUUGGCGCAGUCACACUGGGGAGAGGCCGUUCCUCUGCCGUGACUGUGGGAAGGACUUCAGCGAUUCCUCCAACCUCCAGACCCACCAGUGGAUCCACAUGGGGAAGAGGCCCUUAAGGCAGGAAGGCCUUUACCCAGGCCACCUCCUUGCUGACCUCCCAGCGGGAUCACGUGGCAUUGCAGGGGGAUUGAAAGAAAGAUGGCCGAGUGCCUUUACCAACUGGACUAUCAACCCAGUUCCAGUGGCUCCUGAGUUCGAUUCCCACCGCGACAGAUGGUGGAAUUGGAAUUUGGUCAGACAUCUGGAGUUCAGAAUCUAACGGUGAAACCAUUGUAGGUGGGGUGGGGGUGGAAGAAAACCCCCAUCUGAUUCACUCAGUUCUUUUUUAGGGAAGACUUGAGCAGUUAUUAGAGCAGUCGUCCCAGCUGCAUCCUUUACCCGGUCUGGCCUACACGUGACUCCAGACCCACAGUAGUCUGGUUGACUCUACGCUGCUCAUCCAACUUACUUGGAUACAGGUUGAAAUUGCUGAGUGAGGCAAUACUUCCUCCAGGUUAAGGCUACACCAAGGAUCCAAUUACAAAGGGACAACUCAGUGGUGACCAAUAAUGGAGAAAGUGAGGGGUUGCACUUUGACCUUGAGCUGUUUUUUAAAAUUUGCUACUUUUUCUACGCCUUUCUGCUGGGAGAUUCUGAAGCUGUAACAAAG
Hemiscyllium ocellatum (epaulette shark) is the source of this 2667-nucleotide messenger RNA. Its product is annotated as gastrula zinc finger protein XlCGF49.1-like. The transcript has 4 exons. Gene Ontology annotation, biological process: regulation of transcription by RNA polymerase II. The record is from RefSeq and is a predicted model, not a curated record. NCBI's taxonomy places the organism in Eukaryota, Metazoa, Chordata, Chondrichthyes, Orectolobiformes, Hemiscylliidae. Gene Ontology annotation, molecular function: DNA-binding transcription factor activity, RNA polymerase II-specific; RNA polymerase II cis-regulatory region sequence-specific DNA binding. Bases 732 to 1487 code for a protein of 251 amino acids.